AUGGGAAGUAUUGGAUCCACCCCCUACACGCACAACAAUGGCCACCUGGACUAUGACGUCCUCAUAAUAGGUGCCGGCCUCAGCGGCAUCUAUACCCUCCACCAAAUGAACACAUUCGGUCUCCGUGCGAAAGUCCUAGAGGCAGCCUCGGGUCCGGGUGGGACCUGGUUCUGGAAUCGAUACCCCGGUGCGAGGUUCGACUCCGAAUCCUACUCCUACGGCUUCUCCUGGUCACAGGAAGUCCUCGACGAAUGGUCCUGGAGCGAGCACUUCGCCGCGCAGCCUGAAACAUUGCGAUACUGCGAGUUCCUAGUUGACAAAUUCAACCUGCGGCCGGGGAUGCAGUUCAAUACGCGGGUUAAAGCAGCGCAUUAUCAAGAGGAUACGAAAUCGUGGCUUCUUACUGACGAGCGGGGCCAGCAGUACUCGAGUCGUUGGCUGGUGACAUGUAUGGGGAUUCUCAACGAGUACACCCUGCCUAAUAUCCCCGGCGUACACGACUUCGCGGGCCAGGCGAUCCACACCGCGCGGUGGCCCCACAGUCCGGUGAGCUUUGAGGGAAAGAGAGUAGGGAUUAUUGGGACGGGUGCGACGGGGAUUCAGACGAUUCAAGAGGUUGCGAAGACAGCGGGACAUUUGACCGUCUUCCAACGGACACCGAAUUGGAGUGCUCCCUUAAACAACGGGCCGAUCACUACCGAAGAGAUGGAAGAGAUCCGGAAACAGUACCCCGAGAUCUUUAAAAAGUGUAAGGAGUCUUACUCAUGUUUCAUCCACAAGAGCAACCCGGCCAGUGUGUUUUCGGUCUCCGAGGAAGAGCGCGAACGGUUCUGGAAUGAGCUAUAUGAGACGCGCGGAUUCCAGAAGUGGUUGUCGAAUUAUUAUGAUAUCGGUACUGAUAAGAGGGCGAAUGCGUUGUAUUCGGAAUUUAUUGCGAAUAAGAUUCGCGAGAGGGUGAAGGAUCCUAAGACGGCGGAGUUGCUUAUUCCGAAAUGCCAUGGCUUCGGCACAAAACGUGUCCCUCUUGAAUCCGGGUACUUCGAGUCCUUCAACCGGCCCAAUGUCUCUCUUGUCGACGUGAAAUCCGACCCCAUUGAGCGAAUUACAGCCUCCGGUAUCAAGACCCGCGAUAAUGCCUACGACCUCGACAUCCUGAUCUACGCAACGGGUUUUGAUGCCGUAACUGGUGCAUUCGCAGCGAUCGAUUUCCAGGGGGUGGGUGGAGUGAAAUUGAGCAAGCGAUGGAGCGAGGGGCCUCGGACGUUCCUGGGGUUGUUCGUCGAGUCGUUUCCAAAUAUGCUUAUGGUUAUGGGGCCGCAUCAGAUGUUUGGGAAUUUUCCGAGGAGUAUUGAGUAUGCUAGUCACUGGGUGGCUGAGUUCAUCCGGUGGGCGAGCGAGCAGGGCGUAUCAUCAGCGGAAUGCACAAGAGAAAAGGUGGAGGAGUGGACGGAGCAUGUGCAUGCCUGCGCUGAGGGCCUCCUUGCAAACGAGGUUGACUCGUGGAUGACGGGGGUCAACAAGAAUUUGGCGCACAAGCAGAAGCGUAUUAUUGCGAGGUAUAAUGGGCCUGCGCCGGGCUAUAGAGCUCGCGCGGAUGAUGUUGCGGCACGUGGCUUCGAGGACUUGGUCAUCACAUAG
This is a messenger RNA of Aspergillus oryzae RIB40, 1638 nucleotides long. RefSeq names its product flavin-containing monooxygenase. Gene Ontology annotation, molecular function: NADP binding; N,N-dimethylaniline monooxygenase activity; flavin adenine dinucleotide binding. The transcript has 4 exons. The record is from RefSeq and is a predicted model, not a curated record. NCBI's taxonomy places the organism in Eukaryota, Fungi, Ascomycota, Eurotiomycetes, Eurotiales, Aspergillaceae. Bases 1 to 1638 code for a protein of 545 amino acids.